Molecule: messenger RNA, 1048 nt
Organism: Acaulospora colombiana
Lineage: Eukaryota; Fungi; Glomeromycota; Glomeromycetes; Diversisporales; Acaulosporaceae
Source: the annotation of a GenBank genome assembly
UCUGGAAGAGGCGCUGUCGUGUAUUCCGCCUCUUGUUGUAUAUUCUUUAAGAGGUACUUCCUCAACAAGUUCUACAAAUGCAGUUGGUGAUCCGCCGAUAAGAGUAGUGCUUUGGGAAGAAUUUUUUAAUGAAGUGAAUGAAUAUCGCUUCGACCAACAGCCCAGAUUUGAGAAACCACAAUUUGUGAUGGGCUUCAAGGUGGUUAAUGAAGAAGUCAUUCGUAAUGCAGUGAAUGUCAAUAUUUGUAUGGUAUUAAACCUCCUAACGGGGCCGGAUUACGAUUUUUCAAUGUUGCCAGCUGACGGAAAUGGAGAUCCAGAUUUUACUUGCUACUAUGAUCAGAAUAACAAACAUGAAUUGAUCCUGGCAAUUGAGAUCAAGGGAGUACACAUUUUAGGAGGUAUCAAUGGGAGAACAUUAGCAGAGUUUUACAGGACAAAUUCUAAUGCAAAGAAGCAAAGAAUAAACAUGCUUCAGAAUUUUUACUUUACGGACUUCGAGUUUAAGGGUAUAUUGGGCACUGGACAAAGUGGAAAGACACUCCGAUGCAAAUUCCGCGGCGAGAUGAUUGCUUUAAAGAGUAUAGAUUUAUAUAAGAGGGCGAAUUUUUUAAAUAAAAUGGUAAAAGAAGUUGAAAUCUAUAAAGAUCUUGCGGACAUUCAAGGGAAAUAUAUCCCAAAAUUGAUGUGUUAUGGCUACUACGGAGGAGGGUUAAGCUUCAUUAUGGGCAUGACUAUCGUUGGUACUACGUUGAAUCAUCAUAAAAUAACGAAACAGCAGAAAUUAAUUGCACUCGGUGCGCUAAAGGCAGUUCAUGGUCAUGGUAUUCUUCACAAUGAUAUUCGGGAGGAAAACAUCUUAGUUAAUGAUAAAGGUGCCAUGUACUUGAUUGAUUUUGGGAUGGCGAAUCGGGCGGACUUAAAAAAGAAGAGAAAUCUGUUUAACCAAGAAACACUCGAAUUAUCUAGUUUACUAGAUCUAGAUGUAUUUACCGAAGCUUCUGGUAAUUCCGAGGAAGCAAAGCUUCGAGUCUUUGACUCGUCUUGA